Messenger RNA from Pomacea canaliculata, 2074 nucleotides. RefSeq lists its product as uncharacterized. The record is from RefSeq and is a predicted model, not a curated record. Gene Ontology annotation, molecular function: tRNA-intron lyase activity; nucleic acid binding. The transcript is spliced from 9 exons. Gene Ontology annotation, biological process: tRNA splicing, via endonucleolytic cleavage and ligation; tRNA-type intron splice site recognition and cleavage. NCBI's taxonomy places the organism in Eukaryota, Metazoa, Mollusca, Gastropoda, Architaenioglossa, Ampullariidae. The coding region runs from base 257 to 1714 and encodes 485 amino acids. Gene Ontology annotation, cellular component: tRNA-intron endonuclease complex.
ACGGGGGAAGAAACCGGAGUACCCGAAGAAAACUCCUGACGCCCAUAGAGAGAGUGUCCCGAGACGAGAUCCGAACCCCGGGUUUCUCACUGCAGUUCACACCACAGUCCUUGAGCUCUUGUACGCCAGCCGAAGCCAUGUUAGAUAACUCCUGAGAACUCCUGAAACUGCAAGAGUUAUCCCUACCUCGACAGAACCCUUAGAUACCAAAGAGGUUUGUUCUACAUAGAAAUACACAGGCACAUCGAGAUCAGCGAUGCCGAAAGUUAGACCUCUCGCCCAGCAGCGCAAAAAGCGUGUACACUUGGCAAAGGCAUCGCCAUUUCCUAUUCCUAUAGCAACAAUAACUGGGGAAUCGGCCAACAAUGGACACUGGCUCUACUACAAGGGAACUCUAGGAGCAUACAGUGUUGUGGUUCAUCAUUCUGGUGAUAUGGACUUCUUGUACAGGAUGGGCUUUUUUGGGAAAGGUGAAAUGUCACGAGGGCAGCCACAAUGGCAGGAGCGAUGUCGAAUGGUGACACUGUCAGCAGAUAGCUUACGUAAGAACAGUCAAGGCAGAGCUUUGCGUUGUAGAGUGAUGAGCCGACGUCAGUAUAUGAUGCACCUUAAGUGGCAGUUACUGUGUCAGGGUAAGCUGGAAGCAGUCAAUGAAAUCUGUGAAGAAGAGAAUAAUGUCAUCUGUGAGAGGGCAGAAUCCUUCAAAGGCCUUGAAAGCACUGAAUCAAAAGGCCAUUUUGAAAAAGAGUCAUGUUGUAUUCAUCCAGAUGACCAUGAUCAUGAAAUGAGUGAUGAAGAGAUAUAUACUAAAGAAACAACAGAAGCUUUAGGAGAGUUUUCGGAUUUGAGAAGCACUUCUAAUUUUCAGGCCAUGAGUACUGCAGACAGUGGGACAGCAGACUGGGAUGAUGCAGAUCCUGGGUGUGCAGACUUUUGGGGAAGUAGUCCUGUAGAAUCUCAGUCCAAGCUAUCAUCUGAUAAGGAUACUUGUGGAGAGAGAGACUCAGGUGACAAAGACUUCUGGAGUGCAGGAGUACCUGCAUCCAAACCUACUUCUAUGGAACCUAGUUUCAGAGAUGAAGAAACUCCAUCAUCCCUGGAAAAAAUAAUCUCCCCCAGGGAUUUUGAAGUGAAACAUUGUUCAAAAGAGCAAAACACUGAAAUUAUGCCUGAUGUUGGUGCCAAAAAAAGUCUGGAUGUAAAUUUAAAUACAGUGAAAAAUGCAGAAGCAGUAGUGGAAAAUAAGAACAAAUCAGAAUUACCCCAGGAAUCCCAUGUGGUAUACAGCAGAUUCAAUGACGAAAGUGUUGGACUGGCAGACAGUGUGCCUAUGUUUGUGAUACCUGACAGUGAUGAAGAUGAACAGGACAGUGAAGGGAGAGUAUAUCACACUCAGACACGAUGGAAACCUGUGUUAAAACAAGAUCCUUUUCCACAGCAAGAGACACUUCAUCUCAGCUAUGAGGAGGCUUUUUUCUUGUCUUUUGGACUGGGUUGUCUCAGAAUUGUGGAUUCACAGCAGAAUGCUCUUAAUCUGACUUCAAUGUGGAAGGAAUUUUGCAAGCGACAGCCAAGCUUCCUUCCAAACUAUAUUGCUUACCACUAUUUUCGCAGCAAAAACUGGGUCCCCAAGCCAGGACUUAAAUUUGGAUGCAACUUUUGCUGUACAAGGAUGGACCACCAUUUUACCAUGGAAGUUACUCAGUUGUUGUGAAAUUUGUGGACACACAUGGGGAAGAGAUACGUGGUUAUCAACCACAGCGUUGUUUCUCCUGGACAUCACUAGCAGGAUUAAAGCGUAUUACAGAGCAUGUUGGAAAGGAACUGAUGUUCUGCUAUGUAAUAAAACCAAGGGACAUGACUGCAGAAGACAUGAUGUCACCAAGAUGCAUUAGUUACUUUCAAGUAAAGGAAGUCCUUGUAUCAAGAUGGGUGUCAUCACAAGAAAGGGAGCGUAAAGAACUAGAGGAUAUUCCUUAAGACAGGAUCUGCCACUUCAUGUUUUCAUAAGAUGUAAUUUGUGCAGCGAAAAAAAGUUGAAAAUGAAGAAUGAAUAAAGAAUAUUUUGCAUGAA